Loxodonta africana (African savanna elephant) is the source of this 2684-nucleotide messenger RNA. It is a transcript of the gene PGPEP1, whose product is annotated as pyroglutamyl-peptidase I. NCBI's taxonomy places the organism in Eukaryota, Metazoa, Chordata, Mammalia, Proboscidea, Elephantidae. The transcript is spliced from 6 exons. The record is from RefSeq and is a predicted model, not a curated record. Bases 452 to 850 code for a protein of 132 amino acids. Gene Ontology annotation, biological process: proteolysis. Gene Ontology annotation, cellular component: cytosol. Gene Ontology annotation, molecular function: pyroglutamyl-peptidase activity.
CGGGUCGGAGGCGGCAGCCAACGGGCCAUGGAGCAGCCCAAGAAGGCGGUGGUGGUGACGGGGUUCGGCCCUUUUGGGGAGCACACUGUGAAUGCCAGCUGGAUCGCAGUCCAGAUUUGUGCCUUCUUGGACUGUGGAGUCCCCGGUGGCACAAAAUGGUGAAUGCGCUUGGCUGCUAACCGCAAGGCUGGAAGUUCAGGUCUACCUAGAGACACCACGGAAGAAAGUCCUGACCAUCUAUUUCCGAAAAAUCAGCCAUUGAAAACCCUAUGGACCACAGUUCUACUCUGACACACGUGGGGUUGCUGAGCUGGAGAAGCUGGGCCUUGGUGACAGUGUGGACCUGCAUGUGUACGAGAUUCCGGUCGAGUACAAGACGGUGCAGAGGCUCAUCCCUGCCUUGUGGGAGAAGCACAGUCCACAGCUGGUGGUACAUGUGGGGGUGUCAGGCAUGGCAACCACAGUCACACUGGAGAAGUGUGGGCACAACAAGGGCUACAAGGGGCUGGACAACUGUCGCUUCUGUCCUGGCUCUCAGUGCUGCGUGGAGGACGGGCCUGAAAGCAUUGACUCCAUCAUCGACAUGGACGCUGUGUGCAAGAGAGUCACUACACUGGGCCUGGAUGUCUCAGUGACCAUCUCACAGGAUGCUGGGAGGUACCUCUGCGACUUCACCUACUACACUUCUCUAUACCAGAGCCACGGCCGAUCUGCUUUUGUCCACGUGCCACCGCUGGGUAAGCCAUACAAUGCGGACCAGCUGGGCCGAGCGCUGCAGGCCAUCAUUGAGGAAAUGCUCGAUGUCCUGGAACAGUCAGAAGGCAAAAUCAGCUGUCGCCACAAACACUGAGGGCCACUCGACCUCCCCUCUGGGCACCCCAGGAGGGAUGCCUGCCCUCCGGGGCCUGGCCAGGAAGGACAAGCUGUCAGCCGGGGAUCCAAUUUCAAAGAAGCAUUUUGAUUCACACACCUCCUUCUUCCUUUUUCUCCAAGAAAGUUACAGCCGAUUUGAAGAAGCAGGCGGCUGAAGAUUUUUCUUCUGUUCCUUUUGUUUUUGCUGUGGCUGAGGGAGGGGCAGGCAGGCCCUGAAUUCCACGGGGAGUCCUAAACAAAGCGAAUCUAUGGUGGGCCUGAGGCUGGGGCCUCUUAUUCUAGGCCUGUGGGCAAAGGGGUUCCAGAACUCUCCAUCUGCACCUGGUUUUCCUGAAAUGUCAAAGCCUCCUGAGGACCUUUCUCCUGAUCCAUGUUCCAGCAGGGGCCACCCUGGGAUAUGGUCUGAUACUUUUCUUCUUUCUUAUUCUCUUUUUUAAAACAAUAGUGCUAGUUUGGAGCACUGAGUAAUUUAUAUUCCCUUUGGUUUAAAACUCAGACUUUAGCCAACAACAAAAGUGUCUUUUCUGUGUCCUGGGUUGUGGCCCCUUUGCCUCCCACCCCGAAGCCUGGACUUAAGACUCGUGUCUUUGUUUGGGGUUGGUGUUGGGUCUCCUGACUUUGUGGUGAGGCAGCCGCCCCAGGUGUGGCCAUGGGGCUCUCAGCUGACCCUGUGGACACUCAGGCUGCCCCCAUGGGGCCUCCAGAGCAGGCCACCAGUGAGAAAGCAUUUCAAUGUAUGAGUGACUUAUUAUUUUAAUACGUAAAAGAUUCGUAGCAGCUGCGAAACUGCCUCACAGCUGGCCUGGAUUUUCGAAGCCUUGGAGCUGGGGAAGAGGGUCUCGCUUGCCAUAAGGAGGGGCUUGGAACAGGGGCUGGGGCCAGAGCUUACUGAGCUCCCUGUGUGCUGGUGUGUUUGAGCAGGAGGAAGGCUGGGCGGGGAGCAUGCUUUUUUGUUGUGGUUUUUGGAGACUUGCCAUGGCCUCUGGAGUAAAUUUUUAUCUUGCUCCCUGGUGACUUUGAACUUCCCGACCAGGGUCAAGGGUGAUGUCACGCAACAGGAGGCUCAACCCAGCCCCAGGCCUUGGCCCCCUUUAGCGAGAGAAGGCAGCGACAGCAACAACAUGAAUUCUGUUUCGUAAAGCACACGUUUGGCAAACAUUUUUCAAUUUUUUUGGAGAAAAUGUGUUUUUGCUGUUUCCCUUGAUCCUGCAUCAUGCUGGAAUCUGACUCCAUUUUGGAUUAUAUUUGUGUUUCCCAGCACCCAGUUCUUUUUAAAAUAACCGAGAUUUUUGUUUCGUUUUGUUUUGGUAAAGAUUCACCUUCCUUCCCUCCCCUUCCGAGACCAGAGCCGUUCCUGCCUCAGCUAAAACGCUGAGUCAUUUGGGAAUCAGAGUUGAUGGGUUUCUGUUAGAUGCAUUUUCUUAGUCCUGGGCUUCCUGUGGCCGGGGAGGUGGGUGCAGGUGGGUGAUUUAAGGUUAGUGCUUGGCGGUGUUUGUGGAUUGCGGACCACAGGUGCAAUGAUGAGGACUCUGCUUUCCCCCUCUGCCAGAAACUCCCCUUCCCUGUCCCAAAUGUGUUUGCUGUCCUCUGGAAAAAAACAUCUGCUCGGCCACCUUCUGUGAGCAGAAGUUGUGACUAUUUGAAUGUUGGGUACUUGAGGCCUGGGGAUCCCCCAGAGGCCUUGUUUGGAACAGUUUCAGGGUCUAACUCUAUUCUCCAAGGGUCUGACCGUGGAGGCUCUGGGGAGGAAAUGGGGCAGGACGGUUCACAAAGGGAGAACUGAGGAUGAUCCAGAUCCAGGUUUGGGUGGG